Thrips palmi is the source of this 5106-nucleotide messenger RNA. RefSeq lists its product as uncharacterized. The record is from RefSeq and is a predicted model, not a curated record. Lineage: Eukaryota; Metazoa; Arthropoda; Insecta; Thysanoptera; Thripidae. Gene Ontology annotation, cellular component: protein phosphatase type 2A complex. The transcript is spliced from 10 exons. Gene Ontology annotation, biological process: protein dephosphorylation. Bases 121 to 3180 code for a protein of 1019 amino acids. Gene Ontology annotation, molecular function: calcium ion binding; protein phosphatase regulator activity.
ACGCUCGUGGCCGAGGCCUCCCUGCCCUCGGCGUGCGCGUGACGCGUACCGUCGGCCUCGUGCCCGGCCCAUCGUGUCUGGCACGAGGUGUGUCCGAGGCAGCAGCCGCCAUGCCAUGAGAUGGACCGGCCCCACGGCCAGACGCAGAGCCAGAGCCGUCAGGCCGCGCCCUACCGUCUGCAGGUGUCUCGGCCUCUGCUGCACGCCUACACCAUCUCGGACAUCGCGGACGGCAAUGAGCCGGUGGUCGGGUACGCGCUGCCCGUGACCAAGGGCGCCAAGCCGCAGCCCAGCUUGCUUGGCCUCGGCCAAACCAUGGCCGCGUCGGCCGCCACCCGCACCCCCACCUCCAGCCCCAACCCCAACGCCCCCAACAACAACAAGAACAAGUUCGGCGCCGCCGAGCGCGCCGAGCCCGAGGAGGACAUCGCGGCCAUCGCCAAGCAGAUCUCGGACCACGCGGAAGCCAUUUACCAGACUUGGAAGUCGCGCGGCCUCGCGCCGGCCGAGAUCCUCAACAUGCCGCAGAGCGUGCAGAGCUCGCAAGCCAUGGAGCAGCUCGUCAACAAGUUCGUCGUGGAGGACAAGGCCCGGCAGGCGGCCCAGCGGCUCAGCCCCGGGCUCGGCCAGCCCGCGUCGCCCACGCCGCGCGCCGUCGAGAAGCUGGUCAACAGCUUCGUGGCGGAGGACAAGGCGGCACGCCUGCGGCAGACCUCUCCCGGCCUGGACCUCGGCCUCGACGACAACAACAAGGUGGCGUCGUCGCGGCGGUCGCCCGUGCCGUCGCCCGCCAUCGAGCAGCUCGUCAACAACUUCGUGUCGGAAGACAAGGCGCGCCUCGCGGCGCAGCAGCAGCAGCAGCACCAGCAGCGCGGAGGGAAGAGCCUGCCCAGCUCCAUCCAGUUCGCGCUGCAGAAGUUCGAGAACAAGCAGACCUCCUCGCCGACGGCCGCGACCACCCCGCUGGACGGGCGGACGUCGCCGACCCCCAAGCCGAGCGCCACGAGCCCCGGCCUGGCGCCCGCCCAGCCCACCCGCAUCAGCCCCAACAAGACCGUGUCGCAGCAGCCGCCGCUGCACCACCAGGAGAUCUUCCUGGAGACGAUUGAGACCUCCUUCCCCGAGGACCUGAAGCCGCAGCGGGGCUCGCCCGUGGACGCGGUGGACGGUUCGCCGGCGUGGCCGCUCAAGCACAAGCAGCGGCCGUCCGUGGCGCGCGCCUCCGAGUACCUGGACGAGGUGGCGCGCGAGGAGGAGCGCCUCAUCAACGCCCUCAAGACGGGCAUCAUCCUGGCCGAGGACAGCAAGCAGAACAAGAAGGCCGCCUCCCCCACCGCCUCGCCCGUCAAGAAGAAGGACAAGCCGGCGGUGGACUUGGCCAGCAAGCCGACCAUGAACGGCGUCCGGCACCCGUCGCCCUCCGCCGCCAACAAGGUCCCCCACCCCGCGGCGCGGCCGCGACAGACGUCGACGCCCUCGGGGUACAACCAGGCCAACGGACACUCCCCCAACCCAGUGCGGCCCUUCCUGACGCGCGGCUCGGUGGCCGAGCGCGUCCUCAUCUUCGAGAAGUGCCCCAGCGACCUGCUGCUGGACAGCAAGCGGAGGCCCGCCCCGGCCUGGCGGGCACCCCAGGGCGACGUGCAGGCUCGAGCGCAGACGUACUCGCGGGACAAGGACGGCGCCCGGCCGGGACCGCUGCCAGGCACACUGCAGCGGCAAGCCCGGGCCUCCAGGAACCACCUCAUACCAAGGUUUUACUACCCGCAGGGGAAGCCGAUCCUCGCCCAGCACCUGGACCUCGUGCUCAAGAAGGUGGCGGCCGUGUUCGACAACUUCCCCAACCAGCAAGUGCCGCGCCACCAGUUCGGCGUCGUCACCAAGGCCUGCGACUGCCCGCUCUACUGGAAGGUGCCGCUGUUCAUGGCGUGCGGCGGCGACAAGGCGGGCUACGUCGACGUCAACAGCUUCCUGGACUACUGGAGAAAUCUGUGCUCCAGCUGCCACAACCCCGCCUCGCGCUUCCUGAGCAUCCUGACGAGAGGCCAGCGCGACUACCUGCUGCCCGAGGACUUCAUCCCCCUGGUCCAGGACGUCGUGGAGACGCACCCCGGACUCACCUUCCUCAAGGAGGCCACCGAGUUCCACUCGAGAUACGUGCACACGGUGAUCGCGCGAAUCUACUACUGCGUGAACCGGUCGUGGAGCGGUCGCAUCUCGCUGGCUGAGCUGCGUCGCAGCAACCUGCUGGCGGUGAUGAAGCUGCUGGAGGAGGAGGACGACAUCAACGCCAUCACGCAGUACUUCAGCUACGAGCACUUCUACGUCAUCUACUGCAAGUUCUGGGAGCUGGACCGGGACCACGACCUGUUCAUCGACCGCCACGACCUCGCUCGCCACAGCGACCACGCGUUGUCUUCCCGCCUGAUCGAGCGCAUCUUCUCCGGCGCGGUGACGCGCGGCGGGCGCCACAAGCUGCGCGAGGACCGCAUGAGCUACACCGAGUUCGUGUGGUUCCUGCUCUCCGAGGAGGACAAGACCCACCCUACGGCCGUGGAGUACUGGUUCCGCUGCAUGGACCUGGACGGCGACGGCUUCCUCUCCAUGUACGAGCUGGAGUACUUCUACGAGGAGCAGCUGCAGCGGAUGGACGCCAUCGGCAUCGAGACCCUCCCCUUCGAGGACUGCCUGUGCCAGAUGCUGGACAUGAUCAGGCCGGACAUCCAGGGCAAGGUCUCGCUGAGCGACCUCAAGCGGUGCAAGAUGACGUCCAUCUUCUUCGACACCUUCUUCAACCUCGAGAAGUACCUGGACCACGAGCAGCGCGACCCGUUCGCGAGCCAGCGGGACCACGACAACGAGGGGCGAGAGCUCUCGGACUGGGACCGCUACGCGGCCGAGGAGUACGAGCUGCUGGUGGCAGAGGAAGGCGGCCAGGAUGCUCAAGAGGACCUCAUUCUGAACGCGGCCCGGGAGGACCUCCUGUCGCCCAACUUGGACAAGCUGUCCUGGCCGUCGAGACCCAGCUUCAAGGUGACUGACUUCGACCUGGACCUGGCCGAUGACAUGGCCAACCACCUCGGAAGCCACCUGGGGGACGACGACGAGUCCCUGGAGGACAGCGAUGACUAUGCAGGUGACAGUGACGACGACGACGACGACGACGACGGUUCUAUCUAGUGCACUGAACGCUCGUGUGAGAAAUUCAGAGACACAAAACAGCGGGACAUGCUCAGUGUUUUCUGGGCGGAAAACUGGCACACUUUGUUUGUGGUUUGGUUUCUCGAUUCUGAACUUGAAGUGCUUUCUUUUGGAACCGUUUAACAAGUUCGUCAUCCCUUAGACAUGUGUUUGUGAAUCUUCGUAUGCGAGUCUGUGUGUGUGCUUGAGAGUGAUUACUGUGAUUCUAAAAGGUGUCUACAUGGUGCCCGAUGUAAACAAUAUGUCGUGUAAGGGUUUUCUUUUUUGUUAACAUUCAUUUUGAUUUCGUGCUUAUUUGCAUGAUGAUUGGUGCAUCCUAGAUACAAGAGUGACUUUGUUAGGAAUGAUAUUAGUGCGAUUUAAAAUGACAUCGAUAUUUUAACUCACCAUUAUUGUGUAAUGUUUGUGCCUAUUACUGCGUGUGCAUAAUUGUAACGAAACAGUUUUGAUUUCCAUGAGAUCUGUGUUAUUGUAAAGUGUAUUGUGUAGUAGUGUAUAACUGUCAGUAUUUUUACAACGCCUGCUAAAAUAACGGCCUUUCAUACACCGAAUAUCCACAAGAAGCAUUGGUUGUCCUCUGAUAGACUGAAAGAUUUUCGAACAAAAGAGGGACAGACUUCAUUUAGAGUUUUGGGAAUUAGGUUAAACGGAAUACGGUGUAUAACGGAGGACAGCAUUGUCGAUAUUUUGUAUCGAAUAAGGCCUCCCCCUCCGCCUCCCCCACGCUAUUGUAGCGUUUGUACUUUUUUCAUUUCCCUCCAAUUGAUGCUUGGGGCGCUUUUAUACUCGCGUGAAUUUAGCCAUUGGGCUUCUUAGGUUUGACUCAAACUUCUGCAAAUACCAAAGAUUUGGGAAUAUGCAAAAUCGAUAUAUACGUAUUAAGAGAAUGAGUAGAGAAUUUUAAUUUUAAUUUUUGUAAGGACUAAGCUUAAGCGAGUGUCUCUGACCACGUGUUCAUCAGAGGGAAAGUACCCUUUUUUUCUAUUUAUCUAACACACUUCCAGGUAUUAUUGGGUACACAUUGCAAUGCAAAUCGCUUUUCUCUUAUUGUGCUUUUCAAUUCUUUGAUGUCUGUACUUGCACUGUGUUCACUGCCUGCAACGAACUCCAUGUGCCAUGAGGUGUCAUGGUCCAGAGUGGCUGGUGGCCUUAUUAUUACCUUACCAACUUUUGUCUUUUGUUGUUGUUUUUGGAAAUUGCUAUUAAAAAGUGCCAUAGAAGUAGUCUCAGAGUACCUACAAUGGCUGGAAAUGCGUUGAACUUUUCUAGUAUUGAAUUCUGCUCCAGUCAACACUAUUAGAUUUUUCCCGAAAAUUCGCAUUGAAAAAUUGUUAAAAAAGUCUCAAAUGAAUUUGUUUUUCUCAUUUGUUUGGUACUUUUGUAAUGAUGUGUUUCAAUGCUUUGUUUCGGUCACAUGUAUUAAAUAAAAGUCUUUAUUGGUUGGCUGCUGGAGCAGCCCAUUUAUGUAUUUUGUUGCUGAAGUUUUCAGUACAUAUCGUGUGUAUAUAAUACUAAUGAUCUAGUCGAAAUGAUAUGGGGUCUGUGACCUUUGCAGACGUUACAACCCCUGUUCUUCCUGUUGUAUAUGUUGCUCUGCCACUGUAAUGUAUGUAUAGAUUUAUGUUAGAGUGUUAUGUUUGUAUGUUAAUUUUUAAAUAAUUUUUAUGUAUUUUUAGAUGUUAUGUCCAUUUAAAAUGCCCAUUAGCGUAAAUCCCAUCACAUUGUUGUAAUAAAAAGAAUGUUUUAAUAGGAGACUAAAAUUUUAAGUACUGUAAUCAGAACAUUAACUGCUAAUAUUGUCAGAAGAAUAACGAUGUAUCGUGUGCCAGUCACACAUGGUACCUAGACUACUUUGUUUCAGACAAGUGUGUUUGAUUUUUUUCAAUAAAAUGUUUUUUAAGGAUU